AUGGUGACAAGCUCAUCAGACGGGAGUGUCACAAUCUUCGAUAUCCGCGAGAAAAAGCCUGUUUUAGAUUGGAAGUUAGAACGAGCUGACGAGGAGGCUUUAUGCUUGUCUUUAGGAUACGAAGGAAAUCUUGUUGCAGUAGGGAGUAGCCGAGGGAAAAUCCAUUUUCUAGACGUCAGAAGUGGUCGGAUGUUGGGAACGUACGAAAAUGGCCAUACGAAUGAAGUAACGCAAUGUUGCUUUCAACAAACGCUUUCAUCUUCGGAUGGUACCUCAAUCACAACUCCUACACUGAUAUCGACCUGUGAAGAUGGCUUGAUUUGUCUUUACGACACCACGAAACCGUCGGAAGAGCUUGCAUUGGAAAACAUUAUCAAUGUCCAAUCUCCUGUCAGAGAAGCCGGGUUUUUUGGACCCCGAUCAGACGGAAUCUACUGUUUGACAGGAGAUGAAAGCCUCAAAUUAUACAACGCAAGUAGCAGUAUUUGUCGUAAAGAUUCAGGCCAUCAACUACGAAAUCUCUUGAGUCAACAGAUGCAAACACAUCUAGGCACAGCUUGUCCCAUGGAGUACCUUGUCGAUUGUAGUUGGGAUAGCAGCACCAAUCAGUUACUACUACUAGCGGGGAGUGCAACUGGAAAUGCGGGUGUUUUCCAGGUAGGAGAAAACGAUAUUGCCCCAGUCUAUCAUCUUGGCGGUGGCCAUCAAGGUGUUAUUCGCGCGUGGAGUCGACAAUCGUCAUCAAUCUUUCUGACAGCUGGGGAAGAUGCAAGACUUUGUGAGUGGAGUAGUCAAAAGAUUGCUCCAACAUCGUCUACACUCAAAAGUAAAACUAUUAUUUCAAAAGGAAGCAAUAACCGCAGAACCACCACUGAAAGACGUGGCAAAGUACGGCGCCCACGCAGUAAAAUGACACACACUCCAUAUGGUUAA
Cylindrotheca closterium is the source of this 933-nucleotide messenger RNA. The record is from the annotation of a GenBank genome assembly. NCBI's taxonomy places the organism in Eukaryota, Bacillariophyta, Bacillariophyceae, Bacillariales, Bacillariaceae.